Annulohypoxylon truncatum is the source of this 2422-nucleotide messenger RNA. RefSeq names its product arylsulfatase-like protein. Gene Ontology annotation, biological process: phenol-containing compound metabolic process. The coding region runs from base 242 to 2044 and encodes 600 amino acids. The transcript has 4 exons. Gene Ontology annotation, molecular function: arylsulfatase activity; glycosaminoglycan binding; N-acetylglucosamine-6-sulfatase activity. NCBI's taxonomy places the organism in Eukaryota, Fungi, Ascomycota, Sordariomycetes, Xylariales, Hypoxylaceae. The record is from RefSeq and is a predicted model, not a curated record.
GAUGAAAUGAGGGGCCAUCAGGGACCAACAUACAUCGAAGCCGAAUUACUACUAUCCCGAUAUACAUGAAUUUUAUCUAUUGUUGAUAAAAGUCGCGUUCUUGACCUUGAAAGGGGGUGUCCUUGCCAUAAUUACCUAAACAUAACCUUCUCACUGAAGCGAACUCGGGCUCGAUAUAAGGGUUAAGUACCCUUUCCCAGGAUUAGGACACAGGACUCAGACGGUCGCUUCAACUACUACCAUGUGGAUUUUACGUUAUGCUGUUUUCAUAACAUCAUUAUACCCAUGCUUUGUCCAUGGUUCAGCAUUUGGUCCUGAAAACCAGAAGCCGAUCACACAUGCAAAUGGCGAGACGAAUCAUGGACGACUUCGACCCAACAUCGUGUUCAUUCUCACUGACGAUCAGGACCUUCAUAUGAACUCCCUUGACUAUAUGCCGUUUGUACAAAAACAUCUAAUCGACCAUGGGACUUUCUUCAAGAGACACUUCUGCACGACAGCUCUCUGCUGUCCUUCCCGUGUGACCCUCUGGACUGGCAAAGCGGCUCAUAACACAAAUGUUACUAAUGUGACUCCGCCUUACGGAGGCUAUCCGAAAUUUGUUAGUCAGGGGCUUAACAAAAAGUACCUCCCGGUCUGGUUACAAGAGUCUGGCUAUAAUACGUACUAUACUGGAAAGUUGUUUAACGCGCAUUCUGUUGAUAACUAUGACUCGCCGUAUGCUGCCGGUUGGACCUCUUCUGAUUUCCUUCUUGACCCGUUCACAUAUUCAUAUUUGAAUAGUACGUAUCAACGAAACCAGGACCCACCAGUGAGUUUCGAAGGGCGACACAGUGUCGAUGUGCUGGCAGAGAAAGCGCUAGGGUUGUUGGAUGAAGCCCACGAAGCUGGAAAGCCGUUCUUCCUUGGGGUCGCUCCUGUUUCUCCACAUGCGAACCUGUGGUCUCCGGCGUUCAAGGACGGUAAUCAUAGCGACUUAGAAGAUAUCGAUUUCUCACCCCCUGUGCCAGCGGAGAGGCAUACUAAGCUUUUCGAAGGAGUCAAAGUCCCACGCACAGCGAAUUUUAAUCCAGACAAACCAUCGGGUGCUAGUUGGAUCCGGAAGCUACCUAAACAGAGCCAGGAGACAGUUGAUUAUAAUGACCACUUUUAUGUGCAGCGACUUCGAACCCUCCAGAGUGUUGAUGAAAUCGUGGACUCCAUUAUUAGUCGCCUUGGUUAUCUCAAAAUCUUGGAUAAUACGUAUAUCAUUUAUACCACAGACAACGGUUAUCAUAUCGGCCAGCAUCGGAUGCAACCCGCGAAGCAAUGCAGCUUUGAAGAGGAUAUCAACAUCCCGCUCAUUGUCAGAGGACCGAACAUACCUAAGGGAUCAAUUAGUGAUAUCGUAACUACGCACACCGACCUAGCACCUACCUUAUUAGAUAUAGCAGGUGCUCACUUGAGAGAUGACUUUGACGGAUUGUCAAUACCACUUACGGAAGACGGCUUAUCACGAGCUGAGGAAACACGUCACGAACAUAUAACGGUGGAACAUUGGGGGUUUGCUUCCAACGAGGGCCAGGUGCUCGAGUCCUAUCCAAGGCUACACCUAAAUAAUACCUACAAAGCUCUCCGCGUCAUCAGCAAAACAUACGACCUACACUACCAGGUGUGGUGUAACGGAGAUCACGAAUUACACGACUUGACGACCGAUCCGGGGCAAAUGGUGAAUCUUCUCCAUCCAGACGAGGUGGCCCCAAAGACGAUUGCCGGGGCUUCCCUUGAUAAGGUCGUCGCUAGGUUGGACUCUCUACUCUUCGUCUUGAAGUCGUGUAGAGCGGAGACUUGCAUUCAUCCAUGGAAGGCCCUCCACCCGGCCGGUAACGUUGCGAGUCUUCGGGAUGCGCUCUUUCCGCGCUUUGAUUCUUUAUAUGAAGAGAAGUCGAGGAAAGUCGAAUUUGAUAGGUGCGAGAUGGGGUUCAUACUCGAUGCCGAGGGACCACAGUUUACACACAAGAACCUUGAUCCCAUCUUUGACCCCAAAUGGCACGAAUGGACAUAGGUCGUUUACCGGCAGGUAAAGCCACAUGAUCAAUGUUGCCAGAUCUUUGUAAUAGGUAUCUUUGAAUAUAAAUUUCCAGCCAAGUACAAGAGAAUGUAUCAAAGCGUGAGGUGAUUCCGGCGUUCCCUUCAAUGUCCCCUGGAAAGGUUUGCGGAGCUAGGCUGUUACUGUCGAAACGUCUUACAAAGAGCCGGCACGCAGUCGUGCUUGAGAAGCGUCCAAUCAAGAAAUCCGAGACUGCAGGUAGCCGAUGGUAACUCAUGAAUAUGACAGCGUUUAUGUUGAAAUAGACGCAGGUUAUGAGUAUCAUUGAUGUAGAUUAGAAGGUUAAGUUACUAGAAGUAGGUACAGGUAGCUAGACAGUACAUUAUAUUCCUG